AUGCUGGUGACCGGCGCCGGUAAGGCGGUUGUAGUAGCGGUGAAAGUAUCGGUCAGUUCGAUGUUCUCAGUGCUCUUGAGGAAAGGGAACACGGUGAUCUACAAUUCGGCCAUCCUAGCGGGACGUCAAAGCUGGAAGCAUGCAAGAGGCUUGCUGAAGGAAAUGCUUGUGCGACAGCUUCGGCCCGAUCCAGUGACCCAGAGCUCCAUCAGCACGGUGGAAGCCAAGCAGGGUCGAUGGCGCUCAGCGACGUGGGGCCUCCGGGUCUGGAAUCCGAUUCAGGUGGGUGCAGCAUUGAGCUCCUUCCAGACGAGCAGCUGGGUGCAGGUGGAGAAGCCGGAUGGGUGGAGUGAAUCGGGGUGCAUUCUGAAGGAUGUUCAGGAUCUGGCUUUGGGGGGAAGACGGCUGCCGGGAAGACCCCUGUGA
Molecule: messenger RNA, 426 nt
Organism: Durusdinium trenchii
Lineage: Eukaryota; Dinophyceae; Suessiales; Symbiodiniaceae
Source: the annotation of a GenBank genome assembly